Fusarium mangiferae is the source of this 1044-nucleotide messenger RNA. RefSeq lists its product as uncharacterized. Gene Ontology annotation, cellular component: endoplasmic reticulum membrane. Gene Ontology annotation, molecular function: 3-dehydrosphinganine reductase activity. The record is from RefSeq and is a predicted model, not a curated record. Gene Ontology annotation, biological process: sphingolipid biosynthetic process. The transcript is spliced from 3 exons. Lineage: Eukaryota; Fungi; Ascomycota; Sordariomycetes; Hypocreales; Nectriaceae. Bases 1 to 1044 code for a protein of 347 amino acids.
AUGGAUCUCUCCCCAACGACACUCGUUACUUACAUCGCUAUCUCUGUCGUGACUCUUCUUGUCGGUCGGCUCAUCAUGGGUUUCUUUGGCGGCAACAAAUUCCCCGUCGAGGGCAAAACAGUCCUCAUCACCGGUGCAUCCGAAGGCAUGGGCCUCAGCGCUGCCACUCAAUUGUCUGCCAAGGGCGCAAAUAUUGUUCUCGUCUCUCGAAGCGCCAGUAAACUCGAAGCUGCACUCUUCACCGUCAAGGCCGCAGCCAAGAAUCCCCAGACCCAACGCUUCCACUAUAUCGCCGCCGACGUCUCUGCCGAAUCAUACGCCAAACCUCUCCUCGAAGAAGUCAUCAGCUGGAACAAUGGUCAAGCCCCUGAUAUCGUCUGGACCAUCGCUGGAUUCUCCUUCCCCGAAUUGUUCGUCGAUAUGGAAAUGAAGUCAAUGCGACAGCACAUGGACGUCAACUUCUGGGGCACAGCUGAGAUGGCACAUGCCGCUAUGCGCGAGUGGCUCGCUGUAGACAAGCCUGUCGAAAAGGAGCCCAAGCACUUCAUCAUGACUGGAAGUGUCUGUGCCUGCUAUUCUCCUCCAGGAUACACUCCCUACACCCCCUCCAAGUAUGCAAUGAAAGGUCUGGCCGAAUGUAUCCAGCAAGAAGUCAUGCUGUAUCCUCAGAAUGUUCAGGUCCAUCUAGUUUUGCCUGGCACCAUUCUCUCCCCUGGUAAUGUCCGCGAGAACGAGCAUAAGCCCGAGAUCACCAAGACCAUUGAGAAGGACGACCCCAAGCAAACCCCAGAUGAAGUUGCUGCGGUAGCUAUCAAGGGUCUGGAAGCUGGACAGCACCAUAUUACUGUAAACUUCCUUGGUUCACUCAUGAAGUGGGCAUCUUUUGGUGGCACUCCCAAGAACAGCUUCAUUGACGUUCUUGGAGCUCUGCUUGCUACAUUUGUGUGGAUCUUUGUUCGUCCUAUUCUUGAUCACCAGAUCAAGAGCCACGCAAAAAAGUACGGCCACCCAAGCUUGUACAACAAGAAAUCCCCAGGCGCUUAA